AUGGCAGGAGUCAAAUUGAUCGACGUCGAGCAAUAUCUGAAGGAUACCAUUGCGGCCGUAGAUCCUUCCUUUCAGCUUACCGUCAGUGAAGUUCAUCGAAAAGGAAUGAUGCGUGCUCUUUUGGGGAUUUCCAAGGUCAAGAUGGAUGAGGAUUUGAGAAAUCUCUCUGCGGCGAUAGAGUGGGGUAAAGCAGAAAAAUUCCUAAGAGAAGAGCUCAAUGGAUUCGAACCGCCACAAGGCGCACCGCAGUUUCAAGGUGGUCUUGAAAUUUACGAGUCGUUUGCCCCGAAUGCCGCCAAACUGUUUUCCUAUCUUGCACGAGGGAGAGCAUACAAAGGUCAAAUGGAUCUGUUGCUUCAAGAUGUUCGCCCAGAUUUAUCCCCAAUCUUUCAUGAGGUUGUGGGUGCGGUCGACGAAGAACAUCUUUUGGAAGCAUAUGCGCUUCAACAAGAUCCAGCUCAGCAAGAACUAUUGCUGAUGUGUGUGAAAAAAGAGCUGGUACUUAACUCUUCAGACUCCUCUGAUUGUGGAAAAAGUAAAGGAGCAAAAGGUGAAUCCAGUUUGAAAGAGUUUCUGUCCCAUGAACACAGUAAGGAACGAGUGCUACACAACACUUUUAUCACCACCAAACACAAGAAUGCGAUGAGCAAGAAAUGCCCCUAUGUGAUUCAGUUACCAAAGUCAUUCGAUGUGAAUGGCAUGACCACGGAACUAGAUGCAGUAGUCUUGGCCCCAUUCAAUGAUGGCGAUGAAACCAUGACCAUCGAUUGGGUGUGGGAAGCAAAGGCAACACUGCAUCCAGUCACGUUAUACGAUGCCUUGUCGAAGAAGUUUUCUGCGAUAUCAACCAUUUUUGCACAAGCUAACGCAAAGCUGUACAUCAAGGGGGAAGAAUACUCUAUACAUGCAACAGGCCUGCCUCGUAUUGGUGUGUUUGGUUCGAAGAUACUGUCACCUAGUGCUGCCGCUCGACGGAGUCAGCUUCUGACAUGCGAGGUAAUGCUAUCAACAAGUCCAGAAGCUGUGAAAGAAGCACUAGACACUGGUAGAAUCACAGUGAGUCAUGAAAAAUUGAUGGCUGACCUAAAUGCGUGCCUUCUAUUGACACAGAAGGUGAAACCAAAAGUGUACGUUGCGUCAUUGCUCGAUUGA
This is a messenger RNA of Cylindrotheca closterium, 1152 nucleotides long. Lineage: Eukaryota; Bacillariophyta; Bacillariophyceae; Bacillariales; Bacillariaceae. The record is from the annotation of a GenBank genome assembly.